This is a messenger RNA of Exophiala viscosa, 1909 nucleotides long. RefSeq names its product S-adenosyl-L-methionine-dependent methyltransferase. The coding region runs from base 129 to 1496 and encodes 455 amino acids. Gene Ontology annotation, cellular component: tRNA (m1A) methyltransferase complex; mitochondrion. Gene Ontology annotation, biological process: mitochondrial tRNA methylation. Lineage: Eukaryota; Fungi; Ascomycota; Eurotiomycetes; Chaetothyriales; Herpotrichiellaceae. Gene Ontology annotation, molecular function: tRNA (adenine(58)-N1)-methyltransferase activity. The transcript is spliced from 3 exons. The record is from RefSeq and is a predicted model, not a curated record.
GGGAAACUUUCUCUUUUGAUGCCGCCCAUAUAAUUGGUAAGUCGCAGCCUCGCAGGUACACGAGUGCAGGUAGAGGGUUCACUUGCUCACGGACAGGAAAGUCGGGGGAAGUGGGUGUGUAGCGUGGUAUGUCUGGACUGCUUCGAAUUUUGGGACGAGCAUUGGGUUUCUCAAAAAGCCAGCAGCCACAGAAUCUUACCAAAGGUCUCCCCAUAAGAGACCUCACAAAGUUCGCUGAGGGCGACAGGGUACUCAUCGAUGGAGCGCGACUCGCGGCGCCUCUACGCAAAGACUCGGUCUACAAUUUCCAGCAUGGAAUCCUCCCCAACAAUGACAUAAUCGACAAGCAACGUUCUACGCUCUACAUACAUGGGAAGAGCGCAAGUGGGAAGAAUGCGCUGUACAAGAUCGAGCCUCCUACCUUGGACCAAUAUGUUUCGUUGACACCAAGGCUCGUGACUCCGGUCUAUGCGAGCUACGCUUCAACGAUCGUUUCUUUACUGGACAUUCACCCUGUGCCACGGACGCCAUCGCAGUCGCCAGAUCCUACACCUUCCUCGAGUUUCGAGAUCCUCGAAGCCGGUACAGGCCAUGGCAGCCUCACAAUGCAUGUUGCUCGAGAGAUUGCGGCGGCGAAUCCACCACCGCUCACAAUCAACGUCCCACGAAUCCAGAAGGAGGAUGCCACACACGCCGCUGAAUCCACGAGGCCGCAGGUCGAUCAAGAUCUCGAUAGCGCCUGGAAUGACUGGAAAACGACACGCAAGGCCGUGCUCCAUACCGUGGAAAAGGUCGAGGCAAACAGAUGGCAUGCAGAGAAAGUCGUUAGAGGUUUCCGUCAAGGUCUAUACUGGCCUCACGUCAAUUUCUAUGUCGGUGAUGUGCGGACAUGGAUUGAAGAGCAGUUGGAGCGGAGACAAAAAGGGGAGUUUCUUGACUACGUAUUGCUUGACAUGCCCGGCGUAGAGACACAGCUCAAAAACGUACACGCUGCCAUGCGUGAAGGAGCGAAAGUCAUUGUCUUUGCCCCCUCUGUCACACAGGUCGGCCAAUGCGCCCGGAUCAUACAGGAAGCGUCACUCCCUUUGAGGAUGGAGAAAGUGCUGGAAUUGGGCGAGGGAAUCAGUAACGGUCGCCAGUGGGACGUCAGGAUGGUGCGCCCUCGGAGGUACAACGAUUCUGCGUCCGAAAAAACAACAUCACCUGCGGCGGUCACAGAAGCUACAAACCCAGAGCCGUUGGGCGCCGCUUCUGUUGGCGAAGAGAGUGUCAGCACUAUUGGAGGCGAUGUCGUGGAUGAUCUUGAAACUCCCGUGCGGGAAGAAUUGACUGAUGAGCCAGUCAUGAUCUGUCGUCCUCUUGUAGGCGAGCGAACGCUUGGUGGUGGUUUCAUCGGGUUGUUCAAAAAGAUGUCGCCCGAAUCUGUGGCAGUGGAGUCGCAAUGGCGGCGCAGCCAAACAGGCUGGUCGAAGAAACGGAAAAAGUUGAACAUAUGAAAAGCACUCAUGAAGCUCUGCUCUGCAAGACCCUGUACUAUAUCAUGUGUACCAAUAAACUCGUGGGAGGUUUAGACAGGAAGAAGCCAAAUCGUAAUCAUUUUCGGAGCUUCGUGUUCGUCUCUGGUGUCACGAAUACCGAGUAUGUGAAAUAGAUGCCACAACAAGUACAUACUUCCACACCAGAACAAAUUGCCGGAAGUUCUGCGCCAUGCUUUAUAUCAAUGCAAAUUCCUUUUCACCCAUCCCACAUUUGUGACUCUUCCCAUACUGCCACCCUGGACAUGAAGAUCGAGAUAAAGGGCCCGGUCACCUCCUCAGGAUCUUUCAUUUGGUCGUCGCAGGUAGAGCAGAUUUGGCCCUUUCCAGGACAUUCUCCGCCACUGGCAUAACGCGGCUCUGGAGGUUCUCGG